CAACUCAGGUGGAGAGGAGCAUCCUGACCCACGAGAUGGAGCGCACAGAGCACGAACAAUAUCUGAAACUCAUCAACACCGUCGCACACAGUGAUUCCGUGGCCAGUCGCUUCGCCAAGCCGAUUGUCCCGCCGCUGGAGCUCCAUGUUGCGGGGCAACCAGCCUCGCCCAUUGCAGCAGCCGCAGCUGCGCGAGAACAGUGUGUCGGAGUACGCCAGAUUGAUCAACAGCGGGGCGGCCCAACAGGGCUCAGUACCGCCUGUACCGCAGCUAAUGCGCAUGGAUAGCUCUCCCGACAUUGCCGGCAGCCAUGCGUCCACCAUUUCUAGUAGCGACGGCAGCAACGAGAGUGGCAGCGAACACUCCAGUAGCAGCUCCAAUUCCUCAGUUACUGCCACCGAUGACAACUCGCCUGAGAAGAAACACAAACACACCAAUCACAUUGGGUCUGCAAAAUCGCUUCGCACUAAAACCACCAGGCUCUCUGUGACCGAUGCCCUGCAUCGUCGCUUCGCCAGCUGCAUCUACCUCAAAGAUGACUUUGUGGAGCAAUUCAAAGCGAAGGCGGCUCGCAUGCGAGAGGAAUCUGAGCACCGUCGGGAACUGGCAGUUGAAGAAGCAAAUCGCAGCACUGAGGAACGCCGUGCGUACGAGUAUAAACUGCGGGAGAACAUAUUCCAGUAUCGUAUUCCCCACAGGCCGAUUUUUGUCAUUGGAGCGCGGGACACACCGCUUGAGAGGAAGGAAACAAAGCUCAUAUAUUCUCCAAGGAUGUGAUCCCACUCUUCUUGAAGUGUCGCCGAAGUCACUCCUGGUAGUGUCGCCGAAGUGACUCCGAGAAGUGCCGCCGAAGUGGCACAUUUCUUCCCGACGGGAGUGACUUCCGCGAUCCGAAUGCGAUAUCGCCGAAGUCACUUCUGGAAGUUACUUAGAAGUGACUUAACAGACGCUUGUAAAAGAUACCAGAAGGGCCUUUCCCCAUUGGGAAUCUUGGAAAUCUUGAAUAAAAAAACUUGUUUUUACAUGUUAGGCAA
Messenger RNA from Drosophila biarmipes, 1034 nucleotides. RefSeq lists its product as uncharacterized. The record is from RefSeq and is a predicted model, not a curated record. The coding region runs from base 145 to 777 and encodes 210 amino acids. Lineage: Eukaryota; Metazoa; Arthropoda; Insecta; Diptera; Drosophilidae. The transcript is spliced from 3 exons.